Molecule: messenger RNA, 4563 nt
Organism: Pogoniulus pusillus (Red-fronted tinkerbird)
Lineage: Eukaryota; Metazoa; Chordata; Aves; Piciformes; Lybiidae
Gene: ATRIP
Product: ATR interacting protein
Exons: 13
Coding region: 89-2602 (837 amino acids)
Biological process (GO): DNA repair; DNA damage checkpoint signaling
Source: RefSeq, a predicted model, not a curated record
AUCUGCUGGCGGAGAUCUGCUGGCGGGGCUGUCAGUGCUGGCGGUGCGUUCUCGGAGCCCGCCGGGGAGGCCACCAGUGUCCCCCGCCAUGACGUCGCAGCCCCCACUCGGGCUGCGGAAGCGGAGUGGUUCGGCGCUAUGCCGGGCAGGCUGGGCCGGGGUCGCCUCUCCGACAGCGGCGGACCGCGGGGAAGCCCUAGAGAACGGCUUCCCGCCCCACAAGCGCCCUAAGAGCUCGAGGGUGACUGGGCGUGACGAGGGACCGGGAGAUCCCUUCGGUGACAACGACGACUUUACAGCGGACGACCUGGAGGAGAUUGAUGACAUCUUGGCUUCGCAGGCGCUGUCCCAAGAGGUUGCCGGGCCCCCCACGCCCCGGCCAGGCCUUCCGAAACAGACGUGGGGCGGCUCCGGAGCAGGCAGCGCUAAGUGGCAGGGUCUGCCCAGAGCCUGCGUCCCAGCUGCGGAAAGGAGCCCGAAAGCACAGGAGGACAAUGUGAUGAGAGAAGCCUUCCAAUUUGAAGUACUGCAAACACAGCAUGAAGAAAUAAAACAGAAGCUGAAAGAAAUGCAAGAUGAAAUUCUUACUAAAAAUGGAGAAAUUAAAAUUUUGCGUGACUCAAUGCAGCAGAUGGAGUAUGCUAUGGAGGAACAGAAGAGAUCAUAUGUGCUGUUGGAACAGCAAAAAACCCAGACCUUAAGUGAAAAAGAAAAGGAGUUCUCCAAAAAGUUGCUGUCAUUGCAGUCAGAGUUGCAGUUCAAAGAUGCAGAAAUAAAUGAAAUAAGAGCACGACUUCAAAACUGUGAAAGAAACAAGCAUGUUACUCAGACGGUUUUAUCACGAAGCCCUAAAAAGAAUUCUGCAAUACAAGUGAAAUCAGAAGGAUCUUCUCCACAGCCUGGGAAAAAGUCUUUUCCUACAAAGGAAUCCUUCAAUGCUGAAACAUCCACUAGACCAUCAUCUUCUUCAGGAAAUUUGAUUGCCCCAACUACUGUGAUCAAAGAAGACAGUAAGAUAACCCACCCUGAAGUUCUAUCUGUGAAGUAUGAAGCAGUGGCAAGAAACGGUUCCUACAACUCUGUGCCUAAACGAAACACACAAGGUUCUAUCCUACUAAAUGCACUGAUGAAGCAGCCCAUUGUCCCUGGGUCAUCAUUAGGACUCUGCCAUCUUCUUAGCAGCAGCUCUGAGCCCCUACCUGGAGCAGUACUGCAGCCUAACGAUUCAGAAAGGAAGUCCACACAACCACCCAGCAGCAAGACAGCUUCAGAAGAAAUUGCUCCUCUUGUGUCCCUGCCAGAAGCUCAAAAACUUGCAAUAACAGGAUUGAACUUGAUUGCUUUGGAUGAAGGAUUAUAUGAAGGAAACCCAACAGGAAGCCAAAGAGAGAUCUUCCACAUCACAUGCUGCAAGAUCCGAGGUGCUGUGCACCUCCUGCCCUUGAUAGAACACCACAUUGGUGCAUACUGUCAAGCGGUACAGUUAGCGGACAAGUCAGUAAAUGGUUCUUGUGGAGACCAUUCAGCCCUUUCUUCCACAACCAACACAAAUAGAGUGUCAAGUAAGGAGGACUUCAGGUUGUCUCUUGAAGAAACUACACUCAUAUCCCUGGGUGUUCUUUAUUAUUUGGUGUUUUAUAGCUGGGAUGUUGUCCACACUUUGCUAUCUGCUGAAGUGGAAACAGGUUCUGCGGCUGGAGAUGAACAGGUUUCCAAGAUGGACAAAAAGGUGGUGUGUGAUUAUCAGUCUGAUAAUAAAGAAGAUAACAGGACACAAAGAGGGCUGCCUGUAGCUCCCCAGGAUGCUCCCAAUAAGGAUGGAGUUCAGCAUUCUUUGUUUAAAAAGCUGCUUCAGGUUUUAGCUUUUUCUGCUGCAAGAGAGGCCCAGACUGACAGUAUACUGAACCACAGCCUAAAGGUUUUGGUGAAAUUAGCUGAAAAUUCAACAAUGGACUUGCUAUUAAAUUUUCAGCACUUGCUGAGUAAUCAAAUACUGCUCCGGUGUCUCUGUCCAGAGACCUCCCUGCCUGCUGUCCUUUCAACUGUCAAACUGUUGUGCAUUCUUGCUCAACACCACAUCUUGGCUAGCCAACUGUGUUCCCACUCAGACACUUGCCUUCUUCUUGCACUGUACAUGUACAUUACAUCAAGACCAGAUAAAUCAGCAUCUGAAACGCUUUGGCUUCAGCUGGAACAAGAGACAGUCAGGCUCCUGAGCAGAUGCAUGCGGUGUUCCAGACCAGCGGUUUUACUACCUGGUUCAGACUGCCAGUGUAAUCUUGAGGUGGUUAAGGCACUAAUUAUAAUGUUACACAGACAGUGGGUGAAGAUUAGAAGAUCUGAGAAAAGCUUGUGUGCACAUAAGGAACAAGUAAUUCAGUUUUUACGGGAUGCUGUUUUACUCUUGCACAGCCUAUCUCAGAAAGAUAAACUGUUUCAUGAACACUGUUUGGAAGUUCUCCAUCAGUAUGACCAAGCCAUGCCAGGAAUAAGAGCCAUUCUCAAAAAGACUCACAAACUGAGUGCCUGUGAAGAGUUGAUUUUGGAUGAAUUAUAUCCUCCUGAGCCAGAAGCAGAAGACCAAGGAAUGGACUCCAGCUAGCUAACAUACAGCCAAGAUCUCUGUCCUUCCUUCUCUGCAUAAUAAUCAUCGCCAGUGGAAAUCUCCAAUUUAGAUCUGUUUUAUUAAGGGAUAAUCUAAAGGCAGCACUCACAAAUGCAUCACAACUGAGCCAUUUCUUUGUUGUGGCUAUUUUCAGUGCUAUCUAAAUGUAGCUGGGAGCAAAGGAAUAUCAAUGUAAGAAUGAUACUGUGAUGUACUGUUUUGCUAUGCAAAACCACUUGAUGGCUCGUGACUGGUUCUCUUGGCGAUUUUUGUCCUUUAUGAGACUGUUGCAAAUGGAAUGGAAAUCUCACUCGUGGAUUCUACAUCUUACUGUAACUACAGCUGAAUUUAUGAUGCUGAAUGUGUGCUGAGGUGGUGGGGAUCACCUUUUGAACAUGUUUGUUUCUUCUGUAGCUGUAACACUUUUUCUUGACUUCCAAAAUUUUCAUGUUGUUGUUAGUAAAGAGUUGGCUGUGAUUUUAAAAACCUUUUUAGAAAUGACUUCUGGUUGGCAGGUUAGCUGUAAGCAAGACAUUCAAAGCCCUGUAACAAUCACCACGGUCACUCAUUUUUCUGAGCUUCAUCACCAUCCUGCAAGUGCAACUAUUAGAUGCCAAAACAAAAAUACACUAGAACUUAAUUAAAACGUUACCUUAUAGUAAGAUGGUGAUGUUGAGGAGAGUGUUCUGUCUCAGUAAGAGAGAGGAUAUCAAAAUGUGUGCAGAAUGUAGUAUCUAGAAUGGUGAACAUCUCACUCCCAUGGUACUCCUGGAAAAAGAACUGUUGCUGCAUCAUUUCUCAUGUCCAUGACUGUCAGCUGGGUAUCAGCUGAACCUUAGGCCCUAGAAAGGAAAGGGCAGUGCAACUCACCUGAGCCUACAGGUUUUUAAAUAAUAUGGACAGCUUUUUUCUUUUAUUUUUUAUUUUUUCUUCAGCAGAUACUUGACUCAGAACAAGUCUACCUGCAGGAUCCAGAAGAAAAGUACUACAGGGGGAAGGAAGCCCUAGGAGAACUGGGAAACAUUCAGUUCUCUCCUCAUAACCCAAAGAGGUUGUAUCCUGUUCUGGUGUGUCUGGGCAAAGAGCCCUACUCCAGUGUGAGGAACAAGCUCUUAACUUGGCUUUUGAAGAGAACUUUCCCAGAAAUGGCUACACAGCAAUAAUCCAGCAUUUCCCUGGGGCUAAAGCUCCUAGAUACAAAGCUUCAUUCCUUCCUCCCACAACACAGCUAGGGGCUAAGUCUCCUCCUCUUUGAGCUCCACUAGGCAUGUCCUGUUUAUUUCUAUUAAACACAAGCUGCCAACUGCUCCUCUUAGUAACAGGCUUCAAGUGCCUUGUAGCAGCUGGAGCUCUGCCAUUUUCCUCUUUAAAUGCAAGAAGGGAAGACACACAGGCAUGUAACAGCACAACCUUCUGCGUCCAUGGAUGCUUGCACAGCAGCAAUCCUAGAACUGCAACCAGGGCACUGCACAAAGCAUACCACAGGUAUUCCAGCAUGACAUAAAACCAUUUCAGUUGUCCACUUCAAGAAACAAGCCCAUAGCAGUUCUGGCCUUUUGGGUAAGAGGAGAGCCUGAGAAUGUCAGGUUGAAGCCUGUUCAUUAAUGAAACUCAAAACACUUAAGAUAAUUCCUUAGGAAGAGUCCCGUGUGCAUAACCAGUGGUGAGGCAGCAUCUGGCACUAAUCCUGCUGUGAGGAGCAGACUUACAGCUGCCCUAACAAGGCUAUGAUAGUCACAACAUAAUGCAAUGACCUGCCAUCACUUUUCAACUGCCCUAUGCUGUUGUCACCACCUAAUUUCUCUAAACAAUUGGUUUAUAGAGAUAAAAUUAAUUUUAACUCCUUUGGGUAAACAAACCAAAUGAAGUGUUAGGAGUUUGGAUGAAAACAGUUAAGGAAUCACAAAUUUUUGCAGCAAUCUGCUUAAAAAAGUUUCAUUAAAGAAUUCCUGGCCUCA